CUCUCUCUCUCUCUCUCUAACAGCGAAAAAUUUCAUCCGGAAGCCUUUCAAACUCUCCGUAAUUCCACAUAAAAUCUCCCCAUUUAACGGGAGGAGAUGAAUUGUAGCUAGAAAUCUAGUUUUCCCUCCCCUCGAUUCUGGGGUUUGGAGAAAAUGGCCAGGGUUCUAGCAUUAGGGAUCGUUUCUGGAAUAGCAUCAGCAGCUCUAGCAACAGAGCAUGCUUAUGCGGAUUCUCCAUUUAGUUUCUCUCCAUUCUCUUCUAACCCUCCUGCCUCUUCUUCAAAUCCUACUCAAGCUCCUCUACAAACUCCGCCGCCAGUGCCGAAAGAGGAGAAGAGCGCCGGGAACGAUAAUCCGCGGACCACAGCAGCUGGGUUUGAUCCGGAAGCUCUGGAGAGAGGGGCGAAGGCACUGCGCGAGAUCAGCAGCUCAUCACAAGCAAAAAAAGUGUUUGAAUUGAUGAAAAAGCAAGAAGAGACGAAGCAGGCGGAGUUGGCGGUAAAGAGAGCAGAGUUUGAGGCGUUACAGUCUCAGUUCGAAACUGACAGACAGCGGGUAAUCUAUGAAGAGCAGAAAAAAAUAGUUCAGCAACAGGCACAAACAAAAGCUCAAAUGGCUCGCUAUGAAGAUGAAUUGGCAAGGAAGAGGAUGCAGGCAGAGACUGAAAAUCAAAGAUCAAGGAAUCAAGAGCUUGUGAGAAUGCAAGAAGAAUCAUCCAUCAGACAGGAACAAGCUCGCCGUGCAACAGAGGAACAGAUUCAUGCCCAGCGUCGGCAAACAGAGAGGGAGAAGGCAGAAAUAGAACGGGAAACAAUCAGAGUCAAGGCUAUGGCAGAAGCAGAAGGGAGAGCACAUGAAGCAAAACUAGCUGAAGAUGUAAAUAAACGGAUGCUAGUAGAACGAGCAAAUGCAGAGAGGGAGAAAUGGGUUGCAGCUAUAAACACAACUUUUGAGCAUAUAGGAGGUGGUUUGCGGGCUAUACUAACAGAUCAGAAUAAAUUGGUUGUAGCUGUUGGGGGAGUGACAGCUCUUGCAGCUGGGAUUUACACAACUAGAGAAGGUGCUAGGGUGAUAUGGGGCUAUGUGGACAGAAUAUUAGGGCAACCAUCCCUGAUCAGAGAGUCCUCUAGAGGGAAAUACCCUUGGUCUGGUUUGUUCUCUCGCGCCAUGAGCUCAUUAUCACAUAAAACUGACAAAGGAGCUGGCUCAGGGAAAAAUGGAAAUGGUUUUGGUGAUGUGAUUCUAAAUCCUUCUCUUAAAAAGAGAAUUGAACAGUUGGCUGGUGCUACUGCAAAUACAAAAUCCCAUCAGGCUCCAUUUCGCAACAUGCUGUUCUAUGGCCCUCCAGGGACGGGGAAAACUAUGGCUGCCAGAGAACUAGCUCGUAAAUCUGGUCUGGAUUAUGCUUUAAUGACUGGUGGAGAUGUUGCGCCAUUGGGAUCACAGGCUGUCACCAAGAUACAUCAGCUUUUUGAUUGGGCUAAGAAGUCUCGGAAGGGUUUGCUGCUUUUCAUUGAUGAAGCAGAUGCAUUUUUGUGUGAGCGCAAUAAGACUUACAUGAGUGAAUCCCAACGAAGCGCUCUCAACGCCCUCCUAUUCCGUACAGGAGACCAGUCCAAGGACAUAGUCCUUGCCCUUGCUACCAACCGACCGGGUGAUCUAGAUUCUGCCGUUGCUGACCGCAUCGAUGAGGCUCUUGAAUUUCCCUUGCCCGGGGAAGAGGAACGCUUCAAAUUGCUUAAACUGUAUCUAGACAAAUACAUUGCGCAGGCAGGUGAAAAGAAAAGCAAUUGGCUGCCCCUUUUCCGGCGACAACAGCAGAAAAUACAGAUCAAAGGCUUGAGCGAUGAUGUUAUUCGAGAAGCCGCGGUCAAAACUGUAGGGUUUUCAGGCAGGGAGAUUGCUAAACUGAUGGCGAGCAUUCAGGCAGCUGUAUAUGGAAGCAAGGACUGCGAGCUGGACCCAAACUUGUUCCGGGAGGUGGUGGAUUACAAGGUUGCAGAGCAUCAGCAGAGGAGGAAGCUUGCUGGUGAGGGGGGUCCGAAUCCUUGAUCUUCUGCUGCUGCCUAUGUUGUUUUUGGUCACUGACCAUAGGUAAGCAGGUGAGUGUCUACUGUUCUUUCCCAUCUUGUUAUUUCUCCCCUUUCUUGGGGCAAUUUUGGUAUAUUUUUCAAUUUCAGUAACUGGAUAUGGUGUGAUGAUUCAA
Messenger RNA from Magnolia sinica, 2206 nucleotides. RefSeq lists its product as uncharacterized. The coding region runs from base 154 to 2052 and encodes 632 amino acids. The transcript has 8 exons. Gene Ontology annotation, biological process: mitochondrion organization. Lineage: Eukaryota; Viridiplantae; Streptophyta; Magnoliopsida; Magnoliales; Magnoliaceae. Gene Ontology annotation, cellular component: mitochondrion. Gene Ontology annotation, molecular function: zinc ion binding; ATP hydrolysis activity; ATP binding. The record is from RefSeq and is a predicted model, not a curated record.